AUGUCUGCAGUUGUUGUAGGCCGUACACCAUUUGAAUCCGAUGAUUAUGAGGAAUGCUUAACUAAAGAAGCAUCACAAGUUUACUAUGAAAGUACAUCACCUUUUGAAACCCUUGAAGGACCUGCUAAAGUCAAUGAUUCAACCUGGUCCCAAGAGAAGGCUUACAUCUUGUGUUCCAACUCCAAUCAACAAACCUAUUCAACAACUAGCUCCAAACAGCAAAAUCAAACCAGAAACUACUUUGCCUAUCAAAGUACUCGCGAUCAACCUGAAAGUAAUACUAAGACACCUCAAAAGAAGAAUAGUUUAUCUUCACACGUUCUGACACCACAAUGCCAAAACACACCACCUGGCUCUAUGAAUCACGAUCGCUAA
This is a messenger RNA of Melampsora larici-populina 98AG31, 375 nucleotides long. RefSeq lists its product as uncharacterized. The record is from RefSeq and is a predicted model, not a curated record. The transcript is spliced from 3 exons. Bases 1 to 375 code for a protein of 124 amino acids. Lineage: Eukaryota; Fungi; Basidiomycota; Pucciniomycetes; Pucciniales; Melampsoraceae.